Molecule: messenger RNA, 1557 nt
Organism: Cydia splendana
Lineage: Eukaryota; Metazoa; Arthropoda; Insecta; Lepidoptera; Tortricidae
Gene: opm
Product: transmembrane emp24 domain-containing protein 5
Exons: 6
Coding region: 311-994 (227 amino acids)
Biological process (GO): endoplasmic reticulum to Golgi vesicle-mediated transport; Golgi organization; intracellular protein transport
Cellular component (GO): Golgi apparatus; endoplasmic reticulum-Golgi intermediate compartment; endoplasmic reticulum
Source: RefSeq, a predicted model, not a curated record
AUAAUUAUUACCGAAAAUAUAACGUUAUAACGCGUUAACGCAGUUAAGUAACGAGUUAAAACGUGUAGUAAGGCUUUAAUUCAGCUUUAAUUGAAAUGUCAGCUGUCAAAUCAAUGUUUAAUAAUAUCACAGUAUUUGGAACGCAUCCCGCCCCUAUAUUAUUUGCUACAUAUUUUAACUCAUUUUCUUUCUGUUUUUUUUACUCUAUAAAUAAACUUUAACAUUUCGAAUGGUCCUAUAAAUAACUCGCGUAAUUGUGCGUUUAUCCUAGCAUCAGUAUAUAACUCAACUUCGUCUAGUAACCGGCGAAAUGCGAUAUUUUUUAUUAACGAUAGUCUUCAGUUCUGUGCUUGCGUUUGAAAAAGAUGUUACAUUCACAGUUCAGCCCGGCCACACGGACUGUUUCUUCCAGAAAGUUAAGCCCAAUGAAGUUAUCGACAUUGAAUACCAGGUGAUAGAUGCGACACAUGGCGAGCUGGAUAUCUCAUUCCAACUGGCGGAUGCAGUCGGCCGGGUGCUGGUGGCCGACUAUAAGAAGCCGGAGAAUAGUCACCGACACACUGCCACCGUGGAGGGUGACUAUAGAUUCUGCUUCGACAAUAGCUUCAGCACAUUCAGCACCAAAACUGUAUUCUUCGACCUGAUGACCACGAGCGACGACGCGCCCGAACACGACUACGACGAGGACAAGGAGAUGGAGCUCGGCAACUCGCUGGAGUCGUACAUAAUGAAAGUUCGCGACAUCUCGGAGUCCAUAACCCGCGUUAAGGACAACGUGGGUGCGGCGCGGAGGUUACAAGAAGCGCACUCGGCGAGGGAAGCGAGGGACAGAAAUGUAGCUGAGGAAAUGAAUGCCAGAGUAAUGACGUGGUCCAUGUGGCAGAUCGUGCUGAUGAUCGGAGUGGGGAUCACGCAAGUCAUUUUCGUGCGAAGUUUAUUUGAAGACAAACAUAGUCGCUUCAGGAAGCUCAUCCCCAGCUUCAGCUCACAAUGACACUAGUUACAACUCGCCCCAGUGUGUCACAACCCGCCCCAGUACGUAACAAGUCGCCCCGGUGCGUCACAACACGCCCCAUGCGUCACGACCCGCCCCAGUACGUAACAACUCGCCCCAGUGCGUCACAACUCGCCCCGGUGCGUCACAAGCACAAUUAGCACAACACAUGGCAUAAUAACAACAUUAGUGAACAUUUAUCCGAAUAAUACAUUUAUUUUUUCAAGUGAAUUAGUUUACAUAUUAACUCACAUUUAUAGACGGGUCUAACGCGAAUUUUAUUAAAUUACCUUGAUUUAACGACGUUUCGACACAGGUUCCACUGGUCGUGGUCGCGGCUGACUGAUGUCCCAGCAAAAUGUCAAAACAGAGAUUUGUGCAACUACCCACUAAUACUACCUACUACCUAUGUGUGUACUAAUGUGAGUUAAUAUGUGUACAAAACGCGAAAGUUUAGAAUAUUGAAUUAGUUUAGUUUAAAAUCUUUAAUGAAUUGUAACUUUGUUUCGUUUUAAUUAUAUAAUAAUAGUAGAAAAUGUUCACAAGGCAUACUCGCCGUAGUA